Molecule: messenger RNA, 1365 nt
Organism: Rubroshorea leprosula
Lineage: Eukaryota; Viridiplantae; Streptophyta; Magnoliopsida; Malvales; Dipterocarpaceae
Source: the annotation of a GenBank genome assembly
GACGAUGGAGGAAACUCCUCUUUCUCCUACAUUCAGAUCUCGGCGAAGUCCCUUAACUUUCUCUCUCAGACGCAAAACCGCGAUGGGCUUUUCGAAGACUCAACCAACCGAUCCGCCGUCAUUCGAGAAUCUCGCUUCCGAUAUGUUAUCAACCUUCUCGACGCGGUGCCCGAGACCAACGAGGGAUGAAAAGGCUUCCGCGUACAAGGGCGGAGCUACCAAGUCCUGGCUCUCACCCUCCGAUUCGUAGCCGUGUCAGACCCACUGUAGAUAUUAGUCCCAAAAUCCGCUACAAGCGAAGAGAAAGCAGAAGAACCUUCAAGUCUGUGGCCAUCAGAAAAUUCCCUUCCCACGGUGUGAGCUUCGGAGGGUAGACUCCGGGGUUGUAGAAGAAUUACGUAGAGGCAGGGCGAUUCUAAACUUGCGUAUUGCUUUUGGAGGUAAAAUUUCAUUUCAUCUGUUUAGUUUUACGAAUUAUCUUUGUUUAAAAGGGCGAUAUGCAUAUGGAAUUCCUUCUGUGAUGAUGAUUUCAACUUGUUUGGCCUUGGAAAUUAAGUUUGUUCUGACUUCAUGUCUCUGUGAUGGUAACUCGAUGAUUUUGUUAAGAGGCCAAUGGUGGUUAUGAAUUGAAGAUGUUUGAACUCAGUGUUGGUCCAGCAAAUCCAUGGUUUCAAACAUUUUUAUGUGCGUUUCAUUAGUUUUUUCUUGAGUAUUCUGCUAUUAUCUUCUUGCUAAAUACAUGUUAAGGGGGAGAGUGUAAUUUAGUCAUUGUGUAAGUUAGAUUUAGGACUCUGGCUAUGUGGAAGUGGAAAUAAAUAGAACAAGUUGCACUUUAACAGUUAAGUUGGAUGUGAGUUUUAAUUAGUCUAAAGGUUUUCAAAAUGAUCUCUGUUGUCAAAAGUGGCAGUGAUGCUUGGUAGUCAAGUGGCAUUUGAAAUGUGUGACAAGAGCUAAUGUGGUUGAAAUUGAAAUUAUCUUCGGAAAAAAUGGGCAAUUGGGUUAUGAAAACAUAUUUAGAAAUUUUUGAAUUGAUGGUGUAUGGGUAUGUUCUUUGUUUGCAUGAUGGUCUUUAGGUUUAGGACGUGUUCGGUUAAUGUGUUUCAAUAGUAUAAUGGUCCUUUAUACAGAAUUUGUUCUGUCUAAAUCAUUGAAUAAGAUCACCUUUGCAUUUGGAACAGUGGAUGAAAUAGUAAGUAAGGAAAGAGAUUGAAACAAGAUGGUGAUAGAAGUUCCUAAUAAAAGGAGGUGAGAAAUAAAAGAAAGAUCAUUAGUGGAAAUAAUGGUCUGGUUUGGUUUAUAAGAUUGAAUUUGUCUAAGUCACUUUAAUUAAGAUUAAAGCCUUGAGAACAAACUUCUGAUAUUCUU